CAAAACAGCCGAGUGUCAGGCCACAGCUGAGCUGAUGCGAUCUCCGAGCCUAAGUGACAGAGCUGCCUGUCUCCUCCUCCUGGAAGUGAGCGCCUCUCCUGUGCUGGACCGCUGCACUUCCCGUCCCAGAUAGCAGACUCGUUACCUAGGACCUCACACCUACGGACAGAUGGUUACAAGGCAAUUGAGCUCUUGGGAAAGUAAUGUCAGUGUUGUUGCUGCUGGACACAUACCUGUAUUUCUUGACCUCUAGGAGGAGUAUCUGGAGAAGACUUGAUCUAAGGCCUGUGUACUCCUGCUGUAGACACUAUAACAUUUACUCAGGGAUCCGCAGUAAGAGCUUUGUCUCCAGCUUUCAACAGCCCGCACAUCUACACAGGAAAGCAGGAGAAAGAGAAUUUAUUCACACCAAAUCCCAGGAUCAUUCUUACUCCACACGUUCUAAACUCAGCACCACAACUUCAAAGGGAAUAACUAUAGCCAAAAAGUCUAUGUCACGGAUCAAGAGCACUUUGGAUUCUGUCACCAAAGCUGUCUCGAGCACUCAUGGGGAAUUGCUUUCACGUAUUGUACGUCCAAAGCCGAAUCCUGCCAAUACUGGGAAAGAAGAAAACAUCCAAAUAAGAGAAGCAAGUGCAGCCCAGUCCAACUCUGGUAAAGGAGACGUUCAAGACACAAGCAAAGAACCACUUCCAACUCCAUCUAAGAAGCCAGAUAGUACAACUGAAUCUACCUCUCAGCUCAUCCAAGCAUCCACACCACAAGAAAGCGGUGAGCCAAAAACCGGCCUGUUCCAUGUAAGCUACAUUACAACUAACUUUGGGGAGACAUAUAAUUUCUUGGCCCAUCAUAUAAACUCCUAUUUUGCUAAUGAAACAAGCAUGGAGAAAGCUAACGGUAAAGGCCCCACCAGUAUUGAUGUAAGCAGCGACCCGGACAGAGACUUAACCGCAGAAACUGAAGACGGUGCAAGUUCUGCGAAGAAAAGUAUUUCAAACUUUCUAUCAAAUCAGUCCAGUAGCGUUCAUGCUUUUGUGGGUAAUUAUCUUGGUGGGCUUGUGCCUAAAUUCAAGCCUGAGCAGAAGCUUGCCUUAGAGGAAAAGGCAAAAGAACUAGAAAGUGACGAAUUCGAGAGUAAGACUGAGCAAGAAAUCAGUAAAGACAAAGGAGUCGAUGAAAAAGCCAAGCGGUUGUCUCUUCAGAGGGAAAAGAUCAUUGCCCGUGUGAGCGUGGAUAACAGAACCAGAUCUUUAGUUCAGUCGCUGCAGAGGGCCUCUGACCGGAGACUGUGCAUCAAUCGGGUUGAGGAGCUGAGCUGUCACCUUCUGGAGUUUCCCGAAACCAGAGGAGUCGCCGUUAAGGGAAAAGCUAUUCCUUACUUGCUGCGACUACGACAAGCACAUGAUGAGACUCUCCGAGCGGCUGUGAGAGAAGCCUUAGCCUUGAUUGGUUACAAUGACCCUGUGAAGGGCAGGGGGAUUAGAGUACUCACCAUUGAUGGUGGAGGGACCAGAGGAGUUGUAGCUUUACAGAUGUUACGGAAAUUAGAAGAGCUGACCGGGAAGCCAGUGCAUCAGCUAUUCGACUACAUCUGUGGGGUCAGCACAGGGGCCAUACUGGCGUUCAUGCUGGGGUUAUUCCACCUCCCACUUGAUGACUGCGAAGAGAUGUACCGUAAAUUAGGAAAUGAUGUCUUCAAGCAGAACGUCAUCGUUGGAACAGUUAAAAUGGGCUGGAGCCAUGCCUACUAUAAUAGUGAGAUGUGGGAAAAAUUGCUGAAGGAAAAAAUGGGCUCUGACCUUCUUAUUGAGACUGCAAGAAAUCCUUCAUGUCCUAAGGUCGCUGCUGUCAGUACCAUAGUUAACCGAGGGAUACCAUUAAAGGCCUUUGUGUUCAGGAACUACAACCAUUUUCCGGGUGUUAAGUCACCUUAUAUGGGUGGAUGUCAGUAUAAUUUGUGGCAAGCAAUUCGAGCUUCAUCUGCGGCACCAGGAUACUUCCAGGAGUAUGUACUUGGGAAUGACUUGCACCAGGAUGGAGGACUGCUUAUAAAUAACCCAUGUGCUCUAGCUAUUCAUGAAUGUAAGAGCCUAUGGCCAGAUGCUACUUUCCAGUGCAUAGUCUCACUUGGCACAGGGCGGUAUGAGGGUGCAAUAAAAACUAAUGCUACUCACACCAGUCUGAAAGCCAAACUGAACAACGUGAUCAGCAGCGCAACUGACACAGAAGAGGUUCACAAAACACUGGACGCCUUACUACCACCAAACACCUAUUUCCGAUUCAACCCAGUCAUGAGUGAAGACAUACCAUUGGAUGAAAACCGUAAAGAAAAACUCAGUCAACUUCUGCUAGAUGGGCAGAACUAUCUAGAGCGAAAUGAGGAGAAACUCAAGAAAGCUGCCACGGUCUUGAAACAAGACAGAACAACAUUCCAGAGGAUUUGUGACUGGACUAAAUUAAAAGUUGACAUGUAUGAUGGCUUUCCUGUCUCCAAGCUGUAGAGCUGCAACCAUGUAUGACACUGAGGUGCAUAUGUCCAAUACUAGUCCACACAUCAUUUGUGUGCUGUUUACAUCUCCUGUAGCUAAGAGGUAAAAGGGAUCCUUGCGACUGAAGCUACUGGAAUUGCAUCUUCAAGUAUAUCGUGGAGCCAGAGGGAUUAAAUUUAUUUCAUUAUAGACAGAUUUUUACAUUGGUGUAUAAUGCAUUUGAGAAAAGGAAUGUACAUAUUAUAAAUAUUUCCUCACUUUUACUGUAUUUUAUUAACCUGUUGGAUAUUCUUGGUUAAGCGUUAUACAUGAUUAUUUAAAAUGAAAUAUUGAUUGCCGUCCUUGCCUCCAUCCUGUCCGAGGAUUAGUGCACUAAAAGAGCUGCUUUAUUCUCCACUUAUAUACUGUAUAAAGGGGCAGUAGUGUGCGCAUAAGUUGAUUUAAAUGAGUCAGGUGUACAGUGAACUGGUAUUUCUUAAUAAUUAUGACAUGCAGCAGAGGUUCACCAUUGAACAUCAUUUUCCAGUUGACUAUAAAGAAAUACUCUGCAUAAAAAGUUAAAUUGUUGCUUUAUUUGUCCAGCACUGACCUGAAAUCCGUUCAGAAUCUGAAAUCCAUCAAAAUGAAAUCUGAAUAAUUUUGGCCAGCCAUCUAAUUUGUGGACCUUUCAACUCUCCUCUGAUGGCAAAAAAGGGGAGAUAAGGAUGAGACAGUUGGACUACAGCGUUGGUCAGACAGCUGUCUAAUAUAUAUGGCUAGCUUUAGAAUCCGUCAACAACUUAACUGACUUUCUAGGAAUCAGUGUGUUACUUAUUUGUACAUCAUAUUAAGCUUGCCAUACACAUGAGAGAUUGAUAGGCAACUUUGCAGUCCAUCAGUUGUUCAUUGUAUCGUUCAUAAGAACAAUCCCACCAGCACCAUGUCAGACUAACCUGGCUGAUCGCGGUGUCCGUUUGAAAAAAAAUAAAAUCCACUCCCUGGUCCUUCAGUAUGUUUGCAAAUGAUCGACCUAAUUUGGCUAAUCAGGCCAUACUCAAAAAUGUUCCUGCCUAUUCAUUCAAACAAUAGUCAACCAAAAUCGGUUGUUUUGGCUAACUUUAAUUUCAUGUGUAUAGUCAACUUUAGUUUGUACAGUGACUGCUGUAAAGAUUUCACUUCCCAGGAUGUAAAACACCAGCAAAAGCUGUGUGCUGAGACUAAACAAGCAGGGAGUGCUGAAGGGUUGGAGUCCAGUACCCUAAACUAUGUAGCUCUGGGCUUGUUGGAUUUCAGAAUCAGUACAGAAAAAUGAAAGCAAGGUGCUUACUAAUGAUUAUGGCUUUUGCAAAUUAUAAAUGUGGCAUACACUUUGAGAUGUAUUUUUAUGAUGCACUGUUUAUAUUUGUUAAAGGGCUUGGCCAACAAACAACAUUUAUCAUCUGUGAUAAAAGAAUGCUUACCGGGGGGUGACCACUGGGACCCCCUUUAAAUAAAACAUGUCAUGAUGAAAAUGUAGUGCAACCAUGUUAUAAAGCAGGAGAAGCUGAGCAGAUUGAUAUAUAGUUUUAUGGGAAAAGAUGCAGUAAAACUUGUAAUUAAUUCAAAAUGUCUCCUCUUUCUUAGAUCGGUAGACAAGUGGCUGAAACGAUCAGUGAUGACAUCUAUCUUUGUAUACACAAUUAUACAGGGAGAGCUGUCGAUCACUAAUAAGAUGGGCCACUUAGGCAACUGAGCUCAGGAAGAGCUCUAUAGCUCUAUAAUAUGCUGCCUGUAGGUGGGACUGUUUUUUUUUUCAUGGUGACUGCUUCCUUUUAAGCCAAUAUUUUAUAUAAUAAACCUCAGAAUUGAUAGUAAUAUAAUACUAUAUAUAUAAUAAUAUAGUUGAACAGUUUGUCCAAGAAUGAACUUCUCCUUAGCAUUGUUCCUUCACUGCCAGACCAUUAAACUUCACAGUGUACUGCU
Molecule: messenger RNA, 4430 nt
Organism: Bufo bufo (common toad)
Lineage: Eukaryota; Metazoa; Chordata; Amphibia; Anura; Bufonidae
Gene: PNPLA8
Product: patatin like phospholipase domain containing 8
Exons: 10
Coding region: 204-2501 (765 amino acids)
Biological process (GO): arachidonate metabolic process
Cellular component (GO): membrane
Source: RefSeq, a predicted model, not a curated record